Molecule: messenger RNA, 603 nt
Organism: Mizuhopecten yessoensis (Yesso scallop)
Lineage: Eukaryota; Metazoa; Mollusca; Bivalvia; Pectinida; Pectinidae
Product: probable G-protein coupled receptor B0563.6
Exons: 2
Biological process (GO): G protein-coupled receptor signaling pathway
Cellular component (GO): membrane
Molecular function (GO): G protein-coupled receptor activity
Source: RefSeq, a predicted model, not a curated record
AUGGGAGACCGGAACCUAAGUCUUCAAAAUCAAACUUCACACAUUUUUAAUGGAAGUAUCCCCGUCAAAAAUGUAACCGACUUUGAAGAUGACAUGAUUUUCGUCAACACUGAUUACCUUAAUGAAGUCAUCAGGCCAAUCAUUUCGUCCCUGGGAAUUGUAGGAAACAUUGUGUCGUUUGUGGUAUUUGUCCAGCUGUCCAAGUCGUCCUCAUUUUAUCUGUAUCUUGCGUUCCUCGCACUAUCCGACAUGGCUUCGCUGGUUUUCGGCGGUAUCUUCAACUGGUUCGCAGGAUUUUUCCAACUUUCCAGAUCGGACAACCAAUCGUAUUGCUCUGUUGACUUCAGUUGCACACUGAUAUUCAUGCAGUUAUCCUCUUGGAUCACCGUAGCGGUCACUAUUGAUCGCUACAUAGCUGUCUGCUACCCUUUCCAUGUGAACCAGUACUGUACAAGAAAGCGUGCACUUAUUUAUAUCGGCGUGACCUUUCUGAUUAUUGCUGCUCUCAAUUUGCCGAUGACUUGUACUCUUUUGAAUCAUUCUAUGAACUUUUUACUGUAUGGCUUUACGGGACAACGAUUUAGAGAAAAGUUAGCAUCGAUU